AGGGUGCGAGCUCGUGCGGCUGUUUCCCGGAGCCGGCGCGGGAGCCGGCGCGGCGUGGCCGCUGUCGCAGCUCGUGCCCCUACCUACCGCUGCUGGUGGUGGUGCAGACGGUGGCCGCCUUCUGCCUGUUCGUCGGCACCUCGCCCAGCUCCACGGCCAUCGUCAGGUCGGUGGCGCCCCGGCAGCGUUCUCUGGCGAUGGGCAUCUCGAGCACGGUGCUGCGCGUAGUGGGCACCAUCCCUGGGCCCAUUAUCUUCGGAACGCUCAUCGACCGCUCCUGCCUGCUGUGGGUGACGCCCUGCGACCGGCCCGGCGCCUGUCUCGUCUACGACAACUGGUGGAUGAGCAGAUACCUGUUGGGCGCCACGCUUUGUUGGAAAUUUGCUUCAUUCGUCUUCUAUAACUUGGCUUGGAUACUGUACAAGCCUCCCGAAGGAAGUGAAGAGUACCCGGUGGUUAAGCUGGAUGGUGAGGGCAGGCCGACCGUAGAGGCGCUUGGUAACGGAGACGCAGUGGCGCCACCCAGCGGCGGCCUCGAGAACCCAGCCUUCGAGCCGUAGUGGAGGGCGCUGCGAGCGCCAUGGUGCCGAACCGUGAUGGUGGCUUCCGGUCGGGCCGCUGAGCAGCUGAGUAAUGUUCUGUGCGGCGGGACAAUGCUGCUGGACACGCUUCUGCCGUCCGCCGCUGAGGCUUGUGGCCCCUGCGGUGACCUUGAGCGAAUUCCGUUGUGUUGUAAAAGAGUUCCAGGACAUCAGCAAUAUUCCAGCAUUCCGGGGUAUCAUAACACAGUGUUUUAGAUGAGGCAGCUCAUUUGUGACUCUAUACCAAGGCGAUGAAAACGAAAAGUGUAUUGCUGCGGAGCGUUUGUGAUGUUCUUACCAAUGUUGUCCGCUCGCUUCGGCGAUCAAACGGCGUUGACCGUCUUUAUCUCGGGGACAGUGCGAGUGAUGCGGUUAGCUUCAGUCUUCCAUGCUGCGAAUCUUUACAAGAUGGUGAGGAUGACAAGCAGAUGUUUGGAAGUGAGCAUGAUUAGAUGUGCACGAUCCGUAUGGUAGGAUGCUCAUGAUUGUCCGCUCCCAUAGACGCGCUGGCGCGCGUGUCUUUUUACUUACCCAUGGCGGGGUUGGUCCGAGUUACAUUAUGCGCUCACUAUUUGCCUCUGGCUGAGAUGGCCUGCGGCCGGUGGCAGCGGUCGCGUUAAAGGUUAGGUGGCGUCAGAGGGCAAGACGGACCGUGUCGGGCAGCGCAGCACGUCAGGCUUUCGCCGCAAAAUCUGCCCUUCGCCGGGGCCCUCGCAAUCGGACGGUGGGGACGGCGCUCACGCCACAGGUGCUGCUGAGUGUAAGCGCCGACUCUAUAAGUGCAUCCACCCAAUAGAUUUAGAACAAAUGUUUCAGAACGAAUGGAAUGAAUCAAUUCCAGUAUCAGAACCAGGUAUUUUACAGGAUGCAAUGCGUAUUUCCACGCAAAUCGCCACGAACAAAGUUGAUUCAACAACUUAAACCUCAUGACUGAUUAAAUUGGGUUACUUUCCGCUGCGAGGUUGGGCAUUGUUGGUGCAGAAGGUAUGCUGCAUCAGACAAACGUAACACAGAUUUGGAAGCUAUUUCGGGGUUUGAAACCUCCCAGCUUUCACGAUCCCCGCCUUCGGUGCUCCAUGGGACGAUGAAAGCAUGUUACGGAGCAAGCAGGGUCCAUCCACGUCAACGGCCAGCUCGCGUCAGGGAGCAUAACAUGUGUCAGCUUUACUAUCUGCCCCGUUCCCAUGGUUGCUAUAAUGUGCCUUUGACUCUCAACGCCGUGCUUCCAGGGCCGUGUGGUUGGAGGGAGUUUCGUGAAAGCUCUGCUAGGGAAGCUCGUGCUAAGAUGUUAUUUCAUGUUUGACCCCGUGCUGCUACCUUGUUUCUGUAGCAGACCUUCCGUAGCAUGGAUUUGAAGCAGAGUGGUCGUUUCAUUCCAUUUUUGAUGACUCUGAGGUGCUGUUUUGCUCUCGACAUGUGUUGUCUAUCACGUUCCAGCGUACAUUUGUCACGUGUGGUGCACAGAGGACCCGAUCCCAGCCGAACGAUUCCACCAUCUUCAUUUAUUCUAGGCUGAUUCCAUGGUUUAGUUCAAAUGUCCUACCGUAGAUAAAUUCCUCAAUAGCAAAAAAUAAAACCUGAACAUAAA
Pollicipes pollicipes is the source of this 2169-nucleotide messenger RNA. RefSeq names its product solute carrier organic anion transporter family member 4A1. NCBI's taxonomy places the organism in Eukaryota, Metazoa, Arthropoda, Thecostraca, Pollicipedomorpha, Pollicipedidae. The record is from RefSeq and is a predicted model, not a curated record. Gene Ontology annotation, biological process: transmembrane transport; sodium-independent organic anion transport. Bases 198 to 560 code for a protein of 120 amino acids. The transcript has 4 exons. Gene Ontology annotation, cellular component: basolateral plasma membrane.